Messenger RNA from Bacillus rossius redtenbacheri, 5581 nucleotides. RefSeq names its product nuclear transcription factor Y subunit beta (gene Nf-YB). Gene Ontology annotation, biological process: regulation of transcription by RNA polymerase II. Bases 344 to 964 code for a protein of 206 amino acids. The transcript is spliced from 4 exons. Gene Ontology annotation, molecular function: DNA-binding transcription activator activity, RNA polymerase II-specific; RNA polymerase II cis-regulatory region sequence-specific DNA binding; protein heterodimerization activity. Gene Ontology annotation, cellular component: CCAAT-binding factor complex; nucleus. Lineage: Eukaryota; Metazoa; Arthropoda; Insecta; Phasmatodea; Bacillidae. The record is from RefSeq and is a predicted model, not a curated record.
GUUCGGGAGUGUGAUGGCUACAUGUACUUACAAGGCCAUCGUGUGAGACGCGAGGGAAAAAAAACAUCAAACAAAAACAGAAGAAUCUGGAAAACAAUUUUCUGUAAAGUGUGAGGUUAUGUGAAUCUUGGUUUUGAUCAAUUAAAUUAGUUUGGCCGUUUUUAAGUGUGUUAAGGAAAAAAUAUAUUCCGAUUUUAGUGUAGCUCAUUGUAUAUGUUUUUCAUAAGUUUUGGAGCCGUCAAAUCAUACAAUUUCAAGUUUUCAGUGUAGGACGUGUUUGUUCAUAUAAUAAACAAUAGGUCCAAGCAAUAUAAAAUCCCAAAAAUAUAAACGUUAUUUUAAGAUGGAGAAUAGUGAGAGUGGAGACGAUAUUAGUAACACUUUUUUGACGGUUGAUUCACAGAAUUACAUUGUACAGGGGGAAGACCUUGAUGAUGACGGGGAGGCGGGGCUCACGGCGGAGAACACUGACGACUCGAACCAGGGCGGCAGCGACAAGCAGGGCUAUCUGCUCCGCGAGCAGGACCGCUUCCUGCCCAUCGCCAACAUCGCCAAGAUCAUGAAGCGGGGCAUCCCGGACCCGGGCAAGAUAGCCAAGGACGCGCGCGAGUGCGUGCAGGAGUGCGUGUCGGAGUUCAUCAGCUUCGUGACGAGCGAGGCGAGCGACCGCUGCCACAUGGAGAAGAGGAAGACCAUCAACGGCGAGGACAUCCUGUUCGCCAUGACCAACCUGGGCUUCGACAACUACGUCGAGCCCCUCAAGAUGUACCUGCAGAAGUAUCGCGAGACAACGAAAGGGGACAAGCCCAUGUCGGGGCCGGAGAUGUACGUCGAUGAAGAUUUGGCCGAAGAAGCGUUUAGUGCGCAGGCGCUGGGCGGCAACAUCCUGACCACGGACCAGAACGGCCAGGAAGACACUGUCAUCUACUACCCGGAGCAGAUACAGCAGUACCAGCUGGCGUAGUGCGGUCGCGACACACCGGUGUAUCGGCAGAGUGCUUGUGGAUCAGUGCCGUGUACGGAGGUGGUCAAAACUAAGGGUGCAUCUUCCAUCGAACACGGCAGUCCGGGCGGGACUAGUGGAAUAUUGGUUUCGUGUGAUUUCUAGCUGUAUCGAACAGUUAUCGUAAGCAAUUUUAGAAUUCUGUAACCUGUAUUAUUGUAAUUACUUACUCCGGUGUUUUUUUUUUUAUGUGAAUUGAUUCUCGUUGUUUAACUUUUUUAUUUUAAAAGGUUUUGAAAUAAAAUAUACUGUAGUGAAAGUAAGCUAUUUAUAGUUGUACCUUUAAAUAAUAUUUGUGGUGUCAGUAUUUGAAAAAUUAGACUUCACAAACAGAUGUUAACUUUUCUGGAUAAGCUUGGGAAAUCAAUGACUUGGGGCAGACGUUGGAAAAUUUUAACUAUGUACCUACUCACUUAAGUUAAAAUACUGAAUUAAGAAGUAGUUUUAAUGAUAAGUAAAACUGUAUAUUUCAGACUUUUUUUUUUCUCUCUCUCUAUAAUUUCUAAAAACAUUUUGAGUGUGUUAAGUUUUUGAAUACGAUGGUCUUGAAACUCUUGCCUAGCCUAAGGAAUUCUAGAAAGAAGGAUACAUGUUUUAUCUGUGUUUUUCUUUAGUAGUGUUAAUAGUAUUCUCAAGAUGUAUUCUUCUGGAAGUUAAAUUUGGUCACUUUUGCAGCACACUAAGAAUAUAAUACUUUAGUUCAUGCACAUAAUUACCUAUCUCUCACUUGAAUAUAGCUGAUAAAUAGCCCAACUUCAAUCACAACACCUGCACCAGCAAAUAUUGAUGUUAGCUUACCAAAUGUUAAUAGAUAGCACGAAAGUCUUUUAAUGCAACUUAUUUCAGGAAAAUACAGACUGCCAAUUACAAAUACUGCCCAAUGCUAAUAACUGUGGUAAGCCUUACUAUUGUUUAAGGCCCACCACAAUUGCCACACUCAGGUUGGGUUAUUUCCAAAUUCAGAAUUUCAAGUUUCAUAAUGUUUGGAUAAAAAAAAAUUGUACCCCUCAAAUUUAGACACUUAAUCCUACUCCUAAGUAUGGAACUAUACAACAGCUUCAAAAGUUAGCGGGAGAAACCUUAGGUAGCAAACAAAAAUAAAUGAUCUGCCAUUUCCAAAAAUUAUGAUUAUGUGAACAUCACAUAUUUUGCACAAACCAGAAUUGUACGAAUGAUUACAUUCAUUUGGCUUUACAGAGGAACAACUUUCAAAAACUCUUCAACAUUGUGUACUGUAUACCAUGUUAAGUUUAAUAUAAUCAUCAUCUUAUCAAACGGCUGGUCUGGGUAUAUGUAUUAUUAAAUAAAAUACUUAACAAAUAUUAUUCUACUCAAAAUUUACAGCAGCUGUACAAAUGAUCAGUCUUAUUGUUUUAUCACAACUCAGGGAUGUGAGUAAGAUCAGUCUCUAAACUGAGCUUGGCUGUUGCUUGCUGUUUGACAGCUCAAAUGCGUUUCUUGCUGUUUUGACAGCUCAAAUGCACCGAGCAUCGCUCUCGCUUCACCAGAGGCACACGAUGCAAAGAAAAAGAAACUUUUUUCCUAACAUAGUGUAUGGAACGUGCACCCAACAUAGGCGAUGUGUAGAAACAAGAUUUUAUGAUUUUAUUUUAAGGCCAAUUUUGUUUUUAAAACAGGAGAUUUCAGUGUUGCUGUUUUGUAUUUUUUAUUAAUUCUGUUUAUUCACAAAGAUAGCACCAUUUUCAAUAAAUAUGAAACGUACAUCUUCAAUGAUACCUACUUUACUAAAACAGUGUCAUUUUGACUGAAACAUGCUGCACUUUAAAAUAUAAUAAAUUGUAAUAAGAUUGUCAAAAUGCUGGGAACAAUACAAAUAAAUCAGCAACUUUCUUUAUAUGUGACUAAAAAAUGUACCGAAGUUGGUAUGUAAUAAUUAGUAACAGUUGCAAUAUAAAAAAAGCAAGAAUUUAUUCCAAUCUAUUUAGUAGUACAUACAUUUUGGUACUAACUCCACACUUCAUUGAAUUUAAUGUAUUAUAAGAUUAUAUUUUUGUAAUCUGAGUUCAAAAUUUGAUUAGGUAAAUAUGCUCGUCAAUUUCAUGAUAUUUUGUUGCAUUUCAAUGCUUAUUGGUGUAUUAACUUGAUUUUCGGUGUUAUAUGGUGAAUUGACAUGAUUUUCUGUGUUAUUUUGGCUUUACUGCAGUUCACCAUAUAAUCUUUGUCACUAUUGAUGUAAUAUGUGAUUCUUCACAAAAGUUAAUGCCAUGCUUUUUGCGCACACCUUUACAAACAUAACUCGUCAGGUUUUGCAAAAAACAAGUCUGUUGAACGAGCAAUGUCCACCUCAGUUAUUAUUGCUCAAAAUCCAGACAAUAUUUUCAUAUGCUGAUUCAGAUGUAAUCAUUGUUAUUCCGCUGCACACUGUGGCCAGUGUGGUUGCAAACUGGCAAGUUUCUCCCCGGGUGGGGGGUCUGGGCCUCUCGUGACUUACAGUUUUGAAGUUCUGGACGGUCUCGUGACAAGUAUGGGCGCAAAUAGCUUUUGCAUCCGUCGUAGACGGACAUGGCCACUGUUACGGGGCACGCAAAUAAAUUUUGUAUGACACCAGGUUCCGCUCUGACCUGUCCACGUCACGCAUCGUGUGAAUCCAGCGUCCGGCCUCUUAACUCACGCCCCCAGCACCGUCAUAGCCCACGAAGAAUGUGUUACGACAUCUCCAGGUGUGUUCCAGAUUUUCCACACAGCAUUAAAGUUCGAAUCUUUCAUUUAAAAUAUUUAAAAUGAAAUAAAGAAUUACUUAUCAAAAUUUCUACCAUCAAAUACAAACAUAACACCCAUUUACAAUUCUUAUUAAGCUCACAUCAAUACUUAGUUUUGAAGUAAUCCAAAUAGCAUUCAGCAAUAAUGCUGCCAACCCAGCAAAAAUUAUAGUAGAUGCACAAAAAUAUUAGUGGUUAGAAAGACCACGGAAUAAAAAGGUAUCAUUUCGCCACACAACUUUAUUUGAAGGGCUGUUUCGGUGUCAACAGGGCUGGUGCAUGUAAAAUGUUUUGCUGAUGCCUUCACCCCCUGGAUAUUGAGCACACAUUCAGAUAAGCCUGGAUUUUGUGCAGCCUAGAAUGUAUCAAAAUGUGUUGAGAGAUUUCCUGUAGACAAAAUGAGAAACUAAUACAUUAUGUGUACAGUUUCACAUUAUUUUUUUACUCAUAGGGGCCUAAAUAAAUAUUCUACCUGAACCUUGAACUCAAGCAUACUCAACAAAUUCUGUGAGUGGCAUGUGCCCUCCAGUUCCAACACAGCAGCAAUUUGGAGAAACUCUUGCAAUCUUGGAUUUUUUUAAUAUUUUUCAUCACUUUAAAUUCAGCUUCAGUAUUACGUUUUCUUGUUUUGACAGGGCAUUGCAUGGGACCCAGCUUUGAGUUUUUGUUGAUCAUGAAAUAAUCAUUAUUUCCUCUAGGUUGUUACAAAAUGGGGAUAUUAAUAAAAUUCAGACUGCAAUAAGGUAUAAAAUCUUGCAAAGCUUAUGAUCUAUGACUUGUGCUAAAAAAAUUGUUUUGUAAGGCUAUACCUAAUUAAAAAUCAUUUUUUUACUUUUUUUUUUAACAUUUAAUUUGUAUUUUGAUAUCUCCCAUGCCAUUGUGUAAAAAUAUUUAUAUGUAUGAUCAAAUGGACAAAGAAUUAAUUAAUUAAAUGAUAUGUUGGGAACUAAUUCCCUUAAACAGAAAAGGAAUUUUAGAAGGUUGUGAGUGAGUAUUGUAAAUUAAAUUAAAAGAUAUUUCUGGUACAGCUAGAAAAAACUGUGACUUAAAUUAUACUUAUAUUACAUAUUAGGUAUCAGGUUUUACUUUAAAAAAUGUUAGUGAUAUAAAUUAAAGGAGGGAAUAAGUUUCUAUGUAACAGAAUGAGUAUUCCUGGUGCUCCAGUUGUUAGUCAAUAAUUACUAAAUUUGCUAUAAUAAUGUUAGCAUUUUCCAACUGAGUCACAAUAUUGCACAUUUGAUUUUAUUGUAUGUUCCCUGUUAAUAAAUUAAAUAGCUGGGUAUUUACAGCUCUCGAAAAAAAAGUCUCAAAAUAAAUGGUAGAUGUGUUGGAUUCCAUGAAACUUUCAUAUUCAGAAGCCUUUUGGUAACUUAUAUUUGGUUUUAUGAAUCCUCGCAUCAUUUUAUCGUCACACAUUUAAUUUAAAUAUAAACAGUUGGAGACUGCCCUCUUAAAUAGUGUGGAAAUUAUUUCUGGAAAGGUUUUAGUUGUCUAACAAAAAUUGGCAUGUUCCUGCUAAUGGCAGACAUAGUACUUAUUAUGUUUAGUUUCCUUUUUAUGUAUGAAAAUGAUUAUGUAAUUUAAAAAAGUUGUAAGAAUAUAUUAUUAAAAGGUCCUGAAACUUGUUCACAAAGCAUCUGUAACUACCCUGAAUAGUUGUAAGGUUAAUUUUAAAUUGAUUUAGCUUUUGUGGUGCAAGUAUUACCAUUUUGUGUAGCCAUACAAGACCCAUAGCCGCCUCUCAUAGUCCCAGGCUUAGCCAGAGAUGUGCGUGGGAGCGUUGGUUGCACUCCCAUUUUCACCACUUAUUGUAUUAAGAUAGCAGUAACCAAUGUACUAUACUUUUGCUAAUAGUAAA